AUGGCCCCGACAACGCCAAAGACGCCUAUAAAGACGCUCAGGAAGGUCUCUUCUGCUAAGAGAGUCCUCAGCACUACCGCAUCUUCACCUGCUAGUCCAAUCUCUCGCGUCCGCAAGGCGCAGAGAGACGCUCCAGAUCUGGGCACCGAGAUGGUCUUCGUCCUCCUCGGAAGCGGUCCCAAAGAAACCCGUGAGACAAAAGUCUUCCACAGAAACCUGCUCAUGUCAGUUUCUGGCUUCUUCGCCACAGGCCUGACUUUCUCCUUCAAAGAAGCCGAGACCGGAGUCUUCGAACUAGAAGAGGAAGAUGCUUCUACUUUUUCUGUCUUUGAGCAGUGGGUGUACAGAAACCGUCUGUUUAUUAAAAGNACAACUUCCUCCUCUCCUUCUUCUUCUUCUUCAGAUAAUGAAGACGACGAUCAAGAGUGGGAAUGUUUGCCUCGUCUCUUCACCCUCGGCGAACGCUUCGACGCACCAAGAUUCAAAGACGCCGUCAUCUCAGCCAUCAUCGAAAAGGUCAACGAGAGCAAAGUGAUGCCUGACACCUGGGCCUCUUACGUCUACCAGAACACUGUUUCGGCAUGUGCGUUGCGUUGUUUGAUUGUUGACUUUCAUGUGUUUGCGCACCAGGGCAAGUUGUUGAAGAAGGGAGCUUGUCCUGAUGCUGAAGAGCCCGAGUUUGAGUUCUUGCAGGAUGCUAUGGCCAGGAUGGCUGAUGCUGGACAGCAGGUGUUUGCUGCUGCUGCUGCUAGUGGUGGUGGACAAAUGCCUUGGGCUGAUGCUUGUGUUUAUCAUGAGCAUGGCGAGGGAGCCUGUCACCUGGCUGAAGGCGACGAUGCUACCUCUACGUCUGGUCUGCCCAGAACUCCCGAUACUCCUCUCAGACGUAGCGCUAGGUCAGUCAUCACUUCAGGCUCGCGAAAAACUGAAGAUCCUUUCAAUAAUGCCAAUCCCACAGACAAUCUCUCUCACGAGGAAAAGUCCAGGCUGAGAAUGCAACGUUUCGGCUUGUCCUAA
Molecule: messenger RNA, 1017 nt
Organism: Aureobasidium musti
Lineage: Eukaryota; Fungi; Ascomycota; Dothideomycetes; Dothideales; Saccotheciaceae
Source: the annotation of a GenBank genome assembly